GAUCGAGAGCGGCCUCCAACUCCGCCGCGAGAAGGAAGCCACCCCACCCCCCCGUUUGGUGUCGCGCACCGCCCCAUCCAUCGUCCCUCAUCGCCGAUCGGCUCAGCGGCCGUUGAUCGGCCAUGCGGAUCCGGAAAUGCGCCGCCCGGCUGCUGGGGACGCCGCCCGUCUGCUCUUCUCCCCCGCUUCCCGCCGGCCUCGCCUCGUCUCCCUCGCCGCCGCCCCAGCCGCGAUCGUGGGAGUCCGAGACAUCCUCUGCCGCCGCCACCUCCUCCUCCGUCGGGCUCCUCUGUGAGCUGAACCGCUCCCCCUGGGAUGAUUUGUUGUGCCUCGACCUCAUGGCUUCUUGUGAUCAGGAAGAGGAGGAGGAAGACGGGGGCAGCUUGGGAAAUGGCGUAAAAGACGAAGUCGAAGAAUCCAAGGGCAUUAUGGGGAAUCGCAUCAAAUAUGAGGCUGCUGCUGUAGCUUCUCUCCCUGACAGAGGAUUGGAGCUGUCGAUUCUCAUGGCACAGAGCGAAAUAUCUUUCAGCAGCGAAGCGAGCAUGAACCGGUUAGACGGCAAGGCAGAAGGGAAAGCACGGAAGAAGGUCACGGCGAAGGUGAAGAGGAAGAAGAAAGACAAGGUUAUCAACACCAGUGGAGGAACUGCUGCAGUUAUGAAGGGCAGUGCGAACUGCAAGAAGAGCGACGGCAAAGGUUGGCACUGUAAGCGGACUGCGCAGCACCCGCACUCCCUCUGCCGCUACCAUCUCUCCCAGCUUCGCUCUUACAGCUGCACCCAUAGCAAUGGAAAGGUCGCGGAAUCGGUGAAGGAAGGCGCUGUCGGCGUCGCUGGUAGAAAGAGGAAGACCGACAUAGCUGGUGUUGAUUCCAACUUCUAUUACUACUACUCCGGGUUCGGUCCCUGGCGAGGAAAGAUGAGAGGCGGUAGCAGUGACAACGGCGAUCAGUGUGACCAUAAUGCUUCCGACGAAGACGACGGGAACGAGUAUUCGGAGUCCGGGAACGGGUAUGACGCUGCGGUGGCAGGCGACGACCAGGACAGCGACGACGAAGACUGCUUUAACGACGGCGGCAGUGAGGGGAAUAAGAGGAGUUGCAGGAAGAGGGGGAGGAGGAAGAUGAAAGCUCGGUCCCUCAAGUCGUUGCUUUGAUGUACGUCUUGACGUUGUUUCGUUGAACCGUGUUUCCUCGAGAUAUGGAUUAAGAAUCUUUUUGCA
Musa acuminata AAA Group (dessert banana) is the source of this 1220-nucleotide messenger RNA. RefSeq lists its product as uncharacterized. Lineage: Eukaryota; Viridiplantae; Streptophyta; Magnoliopsida; Zingiberales; Musaceae. The coding region runs from base 123 to 1154 and encodes 343 amino acids. The record is from RefSeq and is a predicted model, not a curated record. The transcript is spliced from 3 exons.